GAGCGUGUCUGAACCAUAAACCCUUCUCCUGUAUUUCCUUGAGAGGCAUUCUGGUUUUCUUCGCCGUCGGACUUGGACAAGGAAAAACAGAGGGAAGAAUCCAGAGCAAAGAAGAAAUGCAUCCUCCCAUUUUUGGGCACUCUUUCGCCGUGCUCGCGGCAUUGAUCCUCCUUUCCGGGCUCGCUUUCAAUUUUCUCAACAGGAAAAGAGCCAGUGCCCGAAGAAAUGCAGAAGAUGCUGAUGCCGGGGCGGCGGGAUCGUCGGCCUCUCCAGUGGAAACCGAUUCCGGCGCGUCUAGUUCGUCAACCGCGCCGACUGAAGACCAUUAUGAGGUGUUCUUGAACUUUAGAGGUUUAGAUACUCGAAAUGGUUUCACCAGUCACCUCUACCGCGGGCUACUCGACGCCGGAAUUGAUGUUUUCUUGGACGAUAAGCUCCGCCAAGGCGAAGAGAUCGGCCCCGAUCUCUUGGAAGCCAUCAAGAACAGUAAGAUCUUGAUUCCCAUUCUCUCCGAGAAUUAUUGUUUGAGCAAAUGGUGCCUUGAUGAACUGAUUCAAAUAAUGGAGUGCAAGAUAAAUAAGACGGGACAUAUAGUGUUGCCUAUAUUCUACAAAGUGAAACCAACUGACGUGCGGCAUCAGAGUGGAAGUUUCGGAGGUGCAUUUCUUAAGCGGGAGAAGCCUUUCAACCCAGUGACUUUGGAGAAAUAUAAGCAAGCACUCACAGCAGUCGGUCAAUUGAAAGGAUGGGAAGCCGAUGGGAAUGAAGCAGAAUUAGUGAGAUUGAUUGUCCAAACGGUGUCGAACAAGCUGAAGAAAGACUAUGAUUUGCUUAUUCCCAAGAAUUUGGUUGGAAUUGAUAAUCCUGUGGAGAAGGUUAUGAUAGAUGUAGCUAAUAAUUCUAAUGUCACCCUAUUUAUUGGCAUCUAUGGAAUGGGAGGCAUUGGUAAGACAACUCUUGCUAACAUUAUCUUCAACAAGCUCUCCGAUCAAUUUGACUCUCGUAGCUUCAUUCCUGAUAUUAGGGAAUCAUGUAACCUUAAGGGCCUUGAGUCCUUGCAGAAGAAGCUAAUCUUUGAUAUAUUGGGAGGAGAAAACCAAGUUCAUAAUAAACAUGAAGGGACUAUGUUGCUCUCAUCCAAGUUCAAGAAAAAGAAAGUACUCAUUCUUCUUGAUGAUGUGGACCAUUAUGAUCAAUUGAAGGCUUUGGCUGGAAAUCAUAAUUGGUUUUAUUCAGGAAGUAGGAUCCUUAUUACCUCAAGAGACAGGAGUAUUCUUGAAAGUGCAAGGGUGGACUGCUACCAUAAACUUGAGGAAUUGGAUAAGAACCAAUCUUUGAUCUUGUUCUGUAGACACGCGUUUGGAAUGAGCUCUCCUCCAAGUGAAUUCGAGGACCUUGCUCAUGAAGUUGUAUCCACAACUGGGGGGCUUCCCUUGUCUCUUCAGGUUAUAGGUUCAUUAUUGUUCAAAAAAGAGUCAAAACGAUGGAGCGGUACGAUAAAAAAGUUAAGAGAAGUCCCUCAUGAGGAUGUGAAAAAAAGGUUAAAGAUAAGUUAUGAUGCAUUAGAAUAUCGUGAACAACAAAUAUUUUUGGAUGUCGCUUGUUUUUUAAUUGGGACCGAUGGAAGAAUUGCAUCCUACAUGUGGGAUGCCUGUGGCUUUUAUCCAGAGGAGGGAAUCGCAAAAUUGAGUUCUAUGUCAUUAAUAAAAGUUGGAGAUAAUCAUGAGCUCAUAAUGCAUGACCAAUUGAGAGAUCUUGGUAGGGAAAUUAUUCGCCAGGAGAAGUGGGAAGAGCCUCAAUACCAUAGCAGGUUGUGGGAAUCCAAGAAAGUCCUAAAAGUGCUAAAGGAAAAUAAGUCACCACCACUGAAGACGUUGAAUUCCUCCUGUCACCAUCAACAGCCUCUUCACGGCACUUCCUCAACUCCUCCACCAACAGAGACGAGAACUUGACCACGUCAAUUCCAUCUCGAGACACCUUAACCUUACUCUUCUCCUUCUUUUCGAGGCCGUGGAUUGCAAGAGGGAGUCUUUAGUAGGUGUAGAGCUUAAAUUUGUGGGGUUCCGGGAAAUUGCAAUUUUGUGAAUGUCAAAGAGCUUAGAGGGAAUGGGUGGAUGUGGGUGUUUGACUAUGACUAUGGCUAUGGUGAUGUUGAUAAGGGCUUGUUUUGGGAGCUUCUUGAGGGAACGUGUGGAAGGGUGUAUCGCAAAGUCACCGUGUGCCUAGGAGCUUCUUGUAAACAACAUAGAAUUGUGACCUUUUUAUAGUCGAGUGAACCGCAUUAUGGGAUGCAAAACCCUUAUAUGAGGCAAUGCGAAAAUUUCGUUGUUUUGAUUUGUCUCCGCAACUGCUUUGGAUUAGAUUUUCUAGAGUCAUAUGAUUCUCUCUUGUUCAAGCCAGAGCAAUCCAGAGCACAAUCGCAACCACAUUGAGCGUUUUGUAACACAAAGUAAAAUCCAUGCCGAAGUCCUUAUUUGAGGCUAAACUCACUAUUUCGUCCAUUUCAAGUCUUCUUUUGAGAAAACAACUCCACUUUGUAUCCUUAUUUAAAAUUUUCUCAAAUUAGUAUGAUAUGAGUGAAUAUGGCGGCAUUUGUGUAACUAAUUGUGAUUUUGACUCUACUACUAAUCCAUUAUAUGGUUUGACUCAAGUUGUUGCUCAAAAGACUAGCACCUAUUUGCAUUCUCAAUAUGCGAACUUGCAUAAUAUCAAUAGCCAAUUUAUGUAUUAACAAAUUCAAAGACUAUGUCUAUUUAUUAUGUCUUUCAUAUUACAUCAGAAAUAAGCUAAACUAACCAAAAGAAAAAUGAAUAUCCUGUAUACUUUAUAUCUAAAUAAACUGGUAAAAUUAACUUUUACAAUUGAAAAGGUGCAUGUUUGACAUAAUUAUUUCAGUAUUUUUGCAGGAUAUACUUUCGGUUCGUUCAAUUCAAGUUACUAUCAUAAGUCAAAAUCAAAGUGCUUUCAGUAAAACUGAUAUAAGAUCUUUAAAGUUUAUUCCUACAUUUAAUCAAAAUACCUAAAGUUACUUUCAUUUAUAUUAUCUAAAAAUGCGAUCAACUUUGAUAAAACCCAUGCGUAGUGAGAAGCAUAGACAAUACAACUUACAUAAACAGGAAACAAAUGACAUAUAAAUCAUAAUUGAAACACAUUCAUAACUCACUCCAUGGGUAUUAUUGAGUAUACAACCAAAUAAAUAAAAAUACAAAGUGUUGCAACUGAGAGAAAAAUAACACAAAGUUUAAAAGAGCGUAAAAAGAAGUCUAGCCUUUUUGCAUGCUGGCCGAAAAUAUUACAACUUUUCAUUCAGUGGACAAAAUUGACACCCUUUACAAAUUCUGCUUAUUCACACUUUAAAUCGCCAUGCAUUAUCUACACAGCUCAAUGCGCGAACAUACACGGUAAACCACAAUAAU
Molecule: messenger RNA, 3416 nt
Organism: Eucalyptus grandis
Lineage: Eukaryota; Viridiplantae; Streptophyta; Magnoliopsida; Myrtales; Myrtaceae
Product: disease resistance protein RUN1-like
Exons: 3
Coding region: 117-1952 (611 amino acids)
Biological process (GO): signal transduction; defense response
Molecular function (GO): ADP binding
Source: RefSeq, a predicted model, not a curated record